CUCAUCACGCAAUACCCUUCUAUCACAAGCUACCAAUAUCCUCUUCACAACUACUUGAAGUUUAAUUUCAUUAAUUCAACGAUGGAAUUAGAUUAUGGUUUAGACUUCGAGGACUACUUCCCAUCCAUGAUUGCACGCUUAGGUGCAGAAGGGUUUAUUGGGGAACUCUGCAACGGGUUUCGUUUGUUGAUGGAUGUGAACAAGGGUCUUAUCACGUUCGAGAGUUUGAAGAUGAACUGUUUCUUACUGGGUUUGGAGGUGAGGGACGACGAGCUCGUGUACAUGUUAAUGGAAGGUGAUUUGGAUGGAGAUGGUGCUCUAAGUCAAAUGGAAUUUUGCAUUCUCAUGUUUAGGUUGAGUCCAUGUUUGAUGGAUAGUAAUGGACCUCAAAUGUGGAAUAAUCAGUGUAUGGAUCCCAUGUUAAUGUAAUCGUAAAUCUUCUCUAACUCUCUCUUAAUUACCUCCUCUCUAAUAAUUUCUCUUGUAAUCAAUAAUUCAAUAACGUAACAAUUUCAUCCUUCUAAGAGACU
Messenger RNA from Gastrolobium bilobum, 530 nucleotides. RefSeq names its product calcium-binding protein PBP1-like. Gene Ontology annotation, molecular function: calcium ion binding. The record is from RefSeq and is a predicted model, not a curated record. The transcript has a single exon. Bases 82 to 429 code for a protein of 115 amino acids. NCBI's taxonomy places the organism in Eukaryota, Viridiplantae, Streptophyta, Magnoliopsida, Fabales, Fabaceae.